AUGUCCCAUCAGCCCCGUCAAGUCCCUAGUCACUCCUCAUCGCCGUCGAAAUCAUCCUCCCGGCGAACGACAAGCGGCGGCGGUACGAGCACUCGACCAAUAUCUCAGCCUCCGCAGCAACAACCCUCAAGCACUACAGCUCCGCGCAGUCUCCUGCCCUCUCCGCACUUCGAAGACGACCCGAUCGUUGCGUCCCACCAGCAAUACAGCAAGCGCCCCAACCUAACACUCAACGAUCCCGAAUACUCUGAACACGCCGUGGCCGAAUCCGAACACUGCAGCCAUGGCCUUGGCUCGGCUCAUCCGCAGACUGCCGAAUCGAUCCCGUCCUUCCAGCCGUUCUUCACCCUGAUCGAAGACAGCGUUACAAAUGAGCACUAUCACCCUACCGUGCAUUAUAUCUUCGCAGACGAUGACACGGACAUGAUCACCGAGGCUGCGUUGAGGAGUCUGGAAGUGUUGGAUCCAAGUCAACGAGCCGCGGGCACACACGGACAGUCACAGACGCAAGGACAUGACGCCGACCACGAGGAUAGCUUAAAUGCAUCCCGACUUCCGCCCCCGGUUGCAGGAAUGCGGGAACACUAUAUCGUGCUCGAUGUGCAGCCCCAGGCUCAGCCUCCUCCUAGCGCGCAGCAGGAAGACAGUUCCGGCACAGCUACCUCCGCAUUCACGUACGAAGUUUCAUCUGCACAUUCCCUAAGUGCGGAAUGGCAGGUCCUCCGUACGAGCAUAUCCACUGCACCUACCAUUGGUGACAACCCAUCUGCGGAAGACGAAGGCUUGAUGCUUCGAAUCGAAGGGAGGGGAAACACACCCGGUAACAUUAUGGGGAACGAAAGGGGAAAGGGCAAAGAAGCCGACGCGGAGAAAGAGAAGGAGAAGGAGACCCUGGAGGAGAUGAUCGAGCGGUUUCAGCGCCGGCUAGAGGAUGUCAGGAUGGUCAUUGAAGCUGGUGGCGGGACGUCUGGUCUCAAUAUCGGAGACGGUGCCGGUGUGGAGGAUUGA
Cladophialophora carrionii CBS 160.54 is the source of this 1008-nucleotide messenger RNA. RefSeq lists its product as uncharacterized. The transcript has a single exon. Lineage: Eukaryota; Fungi; Ascomycota; Eurotiomycetes; Chaetothyriales; Herpotrichiellaceae. The record is from RefSeq and is a predicted model, not a curated record. The coding region runs from base 1 to 1008 and encodes 335 amino acids.